UGGGAGGUACUUAGUUCCUUCAUAAAUAGACCAGCAAUUCAGUCAAAGAUUGUUACUCAACCAGACACUUCCAGACAACACUUGGUACUAUAACUAUUCAGAUCUUCUGCAAGGUUCAAUCCAGCAGCCGUUACAGAUUCCAGCAUUAAAAUGACUGAUUCAGAACAAAACACUAACCUGAAGAUUGAAGAAAGCAGAACACGAGUGUUAAAAACACAAGAAUACACCAAAAUAGAAGAACUUGGACGAGGAGUUUCAGGAAUAGCAUUUCUGGUGCAGAGCAAAGAGGGAAAUUUCUAUGCAGUCAAAGAGAUCAACUACAGAGAUAAGUUAGAUCUGGACAGAAUCAAAGAGGAAGUCAAGAUCUUGAGAAGUCUGAAGCAUCCAUAUAUUGUUGAUUAUGAGGAAUCAUUUGAAGAUGAAGCUAUUGGACGCUUCUUCAUUGUGAUGGAGUAUUGUGAAGGAGGAGAUCUUUACAAGAAUAUGCAAGCACAGGGAUUGAAUGGUUUUUUUGAAGAGCAACAGAUCCUUGACUGGCUGGUUCAGAUUUGUUUGGCCCUGCAGCAUCUUCAUGAGAAUAACGUUCUUCACAGAGAUAUAAAGCCUCAGAAUGUUUUUCUGACAAAGGAUGGCUACAUUAAUCUAGGAGAUUUUGGAUGCUCAAAAGCAUUACAAACAGCAGACAUAUAUGCGAAAUCAGUUGUCGGUGCAGACCUGUAUGUUAGCCCAGAAGUACAUACACAAAACUAUAAUUCCAAAAGUGACAUAUGGUCAUUGGGAUGGUUGCUCCAUGAUCUUUGCAUGCUGAAUGUGUGGUCAGAUCUUAUUGAACGCUCCUAUUUACAUGCUCUCAGCAAGAAAGGAAACCUGCCUCCCAUCUCAGAGAGAUACUCAGAAGAACUGCGGGAAUUAAUCAGACAAAUGCUCAACUGUGACCCUGAAAACCGACCUUCAGCUAAAGAGAUUCUAGAAAAAACAUUCCUGAAUGAUGCAGUAGAAAGAAACAAGACAAUUCCAAACUCACUGGAACAAAGAUUCAUGAAGGCCACUGAGAUACUUGAGGAGACCUACAAUGAAUUUGAAGACUUUCUUAGUGAAUGGAAAAACAUAACCGAUUCACUAGAGAAUAUACACCGUAAAUGCACUAUAGGCAGUCUGACAGGUUCAGUGAUUGGAGCAGCUGGAGGAAUCACUGCAUUAGUUGGUGCGAUUUUGAUACCUUUCACUUUAGGGGUGUCUGUGAUUGUAUCAGGUGUUGGUAUUGGAGUUGGAAUUGCAGGUGGUGCAACAAGUUUUGCCUCAAAUAUGAUCAAUUUAUUAAAACAAAAAUCACUCAGUGAGAGCUUUGAAAAACUUUUGAAGUACCAAAAUGUGAGUCAACUGAUUCUCUGUUCACCUGAGAUACUGAGGUUACUGAGAAGAAUCCAAAAGUUCAGACAUUUGUUUGCAUUCUCAAUGUUUCAUGAUUUAAACAUAUCAUGGUGGGUAGAAAGAAGUACCUUUAUAUUAGUUCACGCCAUGUGUAUAUUUGGAAAUGUUGGCAGAGCUGGUGUUCAGGCAGGUAUACAGGCUGCCAGAGUAGGACGAGCAGCAGCAGUAACAGCAGAAGCAGUAGCCGCAGCCUCAGGUGUGUUAAGUGCACUUUUUCUCAUACUUGAUGUCGCCUUCAUAGCAAUAGAUUCCCGUGAGAUUCACCAAAUCAAUCAGGGGGAAAUAGAUGAUCCAGAAAAGGUCUCUUCCAGUUUACUCAAAUUCAUUGCUCAGAUGAAGAAAACACAUCAAGAAAUGCACAAUUUAUUGAGGGAAGUUAAAGAAACAAGAGAAGCAAUCACAGAUUUACAGAAUUAAAACAUACUUGUGAGUAUGAGACCAAGUUGUGAUCAUUCAAUAGUGUACAUGUCUACUGCACAUAAGAUGGUGUUUCUCUAACAUACACAUGUUGUUCAUGGAUUAUUUUAUAUGUAUUACUAUUAGUUCAGGAAUUCAUUUUUGCUUUGUUUUAGAUGUAUAUUCUAGUGAUUUAUGGGUAAAUGAAAAUUCCAUAACUCAAACCUGAAUCUGAAGAAUUCCAAGGACAGCUAAUUAAAAGUUUCAAAUAAUUAUGUCUGUAUUGCUCAACUGAAUUGUUAAUUGUUCUUGCAUUAAUCAUGACACAGUGAGCAUAGUUACAAAUUAUUUACCAUGUUUGCUGUAUUUACAUACUUUCAAAUGCAUUCAAAUAUAAAUGGGGUACAUGUAGACAAUAAAGAAUAAACAGCAAAAAAGGGGGGGGGGUGUUUGUUUUUGCAAAUGAUUGACACAACAGCUUAAUCAGCAAUUUAUAUAAGAUGAGAUGUUAGAAAACUCCCUAUUGAUGAUUCAGGAACUGUGUGUCAGAUUUCACAACUUUCCUUCAAUGCUUGCAUGCAGGAAACAUAAAGAAUUGCUUGGUGUGUGUGUGUUUGAUGACGUAAAUGUACAAUUUACUAAAAAACUGUUCAAGUCUUAUUUUAAUUAAUUAUGCAAUAAACAAAUAAAGUGAUGAAGUGAGUGGAGAGCCAGCAGAAAUGUGUAUUCACAUUAGAGAUUUCUGGCCAGAUUUAUUAACAGCUUGCCCCAGAGCAAACCCUCUUUUGGUAUUAAAAACCCCAGCUAACAAAAUUAUGUUAUAAGAACCUUCUCUAAAUAUUCAGUGUUGGUUCUGGGAACGUAAAAAAACAUCCAGUUUUCUUGAUGUUAGAGGAACGUUUUUAUACACUCUCAGAAAUAAAAGUACAAAAUUGUACCUUUAGGGGUACAAUGGUACUAAGGUACAAAUUAGUUAUAUAUACAAUAAUAUAUUAUAUACUUGUACAUAUGUGUCCACACUACAGGGUGUUAAAAGUAACACUGAAGCAGUGUUAAAGUUAAUGAGAUAAUUGAUUGAUGAUUGAGUGAUGAUUGAGCAUU
Molecule: messenger RNA, 2928 nt
Organism: Megalobrama amblycephala (Wuchang bream)
Lineage: Eukaryota; Metazoa; Chordata; Actinopteri; Cypriniformes; Xenocyprididae
Product: serine/threonine-protein kinase Nek2-like
Exons: 11
Coding region: 151-1848 (565 amino acids)
Biological process (GO): lipoprotein metabolic process; lipid transport; protein phosphorylation
Cellular component (GO): extracellular region
Molecular function (GO): lipid binding; ATP binding; protein kinase activity
Source: RefSeq, a predicted model, not a curated record